Messenger RNA from Miscanthus lutarioriparius, 942 nucleotides. NCBI's taxonomy places the organism in Eukaryota, Viridiplantae, Streptophyta, Magnoliopsida, Poales, Poaceae. The record is from the annotation of a GenBank genome assembly.
AUGGCAUCCACCAGGAAGCCGACGACGAAGCUUGCGGCGUUCAUGGCGCCCCUGCCCCUCCUCGCGCUGCUCUUCUUGUCCGGCGCUCUCGAGGCUGUAGUAGGCGCGAGCAACGACACCUCAGCUGCCGGCGCGAGCUACACGUGCAGCUCUGGCAGCAUGUUCCUGGCGUCGUCGGCGUCGCAGAGCGUGUUCAGCCUCGACCGCUACGGCGCCCGUGGCGACGGGAGGCACGACGACACGCGCGCGCUCGCCAGGGCGUGGAAGGCGGCGUGCGCCUCGCCGCGGCCGGCCGUCGUGCUCGUCCCCAACGGCAGGCGCUACCUGCUAAAGGUCGUCACCCUCCGUGGCCCGUGCAAGUCCACCGUCACGGUCACCGUGAAGGGCACGCUGGUGGCGUCGCCGAACAGAGCGGACUGGAGCGACAGGGAUAGGAGGCUCUGGAUCGUGUUCCGAAGCGUCAACAAGCUCACUCUCGACGGCGGUGGCACCAUCGACGGCAACGGACACAAGUGGUGGCCGCACUCGUGCAAGAUCAACAAGGCUCUGCCUUGCAAGGAGGCUCCAACAGCUUUGUCAUUCCACUACUGCACCAAUUUGAAGGUGGACAAUCUGAAAAUUGUGAAUAACCAACAGAUCCACAUGUCGGUCGAGGACUGCGCCAAUGUGCAACUGGCGAAGUUGUCCAUCACAGCACCUGGCACGAGCCCUAACACUGACGGCAUUCACAUCACUCGGAGCAAAGAUGUGUGGGUCACAAAUUGCAAGAUCAAGACUUGGGAUGAUUGCAUAUCAAUUGAGGAUGGGACUCAUAAACUUCAUGUCUCCAAUGUUAUUUGUGGUCCUGAGCACGGGAUCAGCAUCGGAAGCUUAGGAGAUGACGACUCACGAGCCAAAGUCUCUGGUUCAGCCAUGUACGCAAUGCAAUCACGCCCAUGCUGA